Molecule: messenger RNA, 2250 nt
Organism: Diabrotica virgifera virgifera (western corn rootworm)
Lineage: Eukaryota; Metazoa; Arthropoda; Insecta; Coleoptera; Chrysomelidae
Exons: 2
Coding region: 140-1258 (372 amino acids)
Source: RefSeq, a predicted model, not a curated record
GCCCAUAAAGGGAUUACAAAGUAAUGAUAUUUGGCCCACCUUUACUUGAUAGUAUUUUCAAUAUUUUCUGUCUGUGUUGUUGCGCGGUCAAAGAAAGACAGAGUUUCCGUUUCAGUCUAUCUUAGUUUUUAAAGGCGAAAUGGCAGAAGAAUUAAAACAACCUACUCCUCGAGAGUUUUUGACUGAGUUUAUUGAACUUUAUAGAAGUCAUACGUGUUUGUGGCUCGUUAAGAGCAAAGAUUACUCCGACAGAAAUAAAAGAGAUAUUGCAUAUGCUGAGCUCGUAAAAAAAUUCCAGGAGUUUGAUUCAUCGGCAGACCGAAAUAUCGUUAUCAAAAAAAUUAGUGCAUUACGUACGGUGUAUAAGAGAGAACUGUCAAAAGUUGUCAAAUCGGAAAAAUCCGGGACGGGCCAGGAUGAUGUGUAUAAACCUAGUUUGUGGUACUUCGACCUUCUGCAUUUUCUGAGAGACCAGGAAUCUGCAAGACCUAGUAGGAGUACCAUGAGUGAUGGCAAUCCAGAAACAGAACAGUAUGAGGAUUCAGAACAUAUGCAUCUACCCCAUUCCCAAGAAGGAGAGGUGGCUCUUCCAAUGUCAGGUGAUGAUAGAUGUAGCACGUCACCAUCACCAAACGCUAAGUCUAAAAAAAAAAAGAUGCUGAGUUCGGCAGAUGAGGUGAUAGAGCUAGCGGGAGAGCGGCUAAAAAAUAUUCAUCCUGAUGAUGAGUUCGAAGCCUACGGAAAGUAUGUAGCCCAUAAGCUACGUUCCCUUAAACGAACCCAGGCCAUAUUCGCGAGAAAACUCAUAAAUGACGUGAUUUUUGAGGGGGAGCUUGAAACACUCUCCAAAGAUUAUAAAGUAAUGAACAGUCAGCCAUAUAACCCCCAACUUUACCACCAACAACCCUACCCCCUACCCUACAUCUCGGGAAUGCCAGACCAUCCUUGGCCUUUCAGUUCCAGUAACAAUAUUUUACAGCAUCCAAACUCUGCCACACUUCCCUACCCCCAAACUUUCAACCGUGAUACACCCGAUGUAUCCAACAUGGCACUGCCUAACGAUCCAACAAACUCUGCCACACUUCCCUAUCCCCAAACUUUCAACCGUGAUACACCCGAUGUAUCCAACAUGGCACUGCCUAACGAUCCAACAAACUCUCCCACACUUCCCUACCCCCAAACUUUCAACCGUGAUACACCCGAUGUAUCCAACAUGGCACUGCCUAACGAUCCAACAAACAGUCCAAAACAACCCUGACCCCUGAACAACCAAUAUAAAUUUCGACUAAUCAAUUGAUAACAAUGUUUCAAGCUUCUUUUCAAAGUUAUCGGUGUAGUAGGACAUUAUUUUUCAUAUUCGAUGAUUUACUACUUUGUUCUAUGAUUAUUGACUUUAUAUUGUAUCUUUAUGUUAUCUUUUAUUACGUUAUGUACUUUUUUAUGUUUUACGAUUAUUAGUUUUAUAGUAGGGGAGGAAAGUAGGCUAAAUUUGCAGUUACUCGAGCGUUAUGGGGAACUACUGCGUUGUGAAGAUUAGGUCAUAAAACCAAAUAAAGUUAAGUAAAAUUUGUCAUUUAAGUGGGGACUUUCCAUUUUAAUUUAAGUUUCCAUUUCCAACAAUCAUUUUUUCCGUUUACAGCGCCAUCUAUGCAUAAUUUGAAAAAAUGUUUCGAAUAAAAUUACUUAUUUUUACGCCAGGAAUCCAAAUCUGCAAUAUAAAAUGGGGGCUCCAAUUUAAUAUUUUAAAGUAACCCCCCACCCCACCUCCGUGGGGGGUCAUGUUUAGUGUCAUUCGAUAGAUUUUUCAAAAAUAAUGAAUACGUGUAUUUUGCAGUUUUUCGGUCUGAUGUUUAUUUCGCGAAAUAUCGCGGGGUUCCUAUUUGAAAUUUUAAAUUGACCCCCACCCCUCUCCGUGGGGGUCGUGUUUAGUAUUAUUCGAUAAAUACUUAAAAAAUAUUGAACACGAUUUUUUAGUUGUUCGAUCUGACGUUUAUUUCUCGAAAUAUUCGCAUUUAUCUUGUGAAAUUUUGUGACUCGCCCAUAUCCUUACGCCCCGCUCAAACUGGAUUUUUGGAUUUUUGAAAUAUACACUGUUCUGCAUGUACUUAACUUACCUUAUCUUAAUCUGACGAUUUCGAGUUUUUCUAAGGAUAGAUUUUUUUUCGGACCCCCGUUAACGAACUCCUCUGUAUUAAAAUCCAAUAUAUGGUAGGGGUACAUUUACAAGGUACAAGGUUUCUCCCUAUGUUA